AGGUUGCCUUGACAGAGAGAGCAGCUUUCUUUCAUUUCCUGAAGAAGAAAAUUUUGUAUCCCGAAACUCUGCGUGAGCUCGCGCUCGGUUUGAUCGUUCCGAUGAGCGGGUAUCCGCUCUGUGCGCUACAGUUUGUGAGGUGCAGAUGGGAACUUGAUGACAGGAACAUCUGGAGACCGAGUAAGCAAGACGGAGCGGAGGAAAUUUUGUCAAUCGGCCGCCCCGUCGGCCCGCCCGGGGGGAACCCGUCUAAUGGGAACACGUAUGAACCUAGUGUGCGAUUGGCGGACUUGGAUGCAAGGAUGGCGCGUACGACAGAAAAGAGCGAUCGGCUAGAAGACAAAAUCGAGGUCCGCACAUCAGAAGAAGGCGUGCGAGGUGCGGCGCUUGAUCAGAUCCCCUCGAUUUUCUCUAUACCGUUGCUCUUCAUGGAAGCGCUGGAAGAAUUUCUUGAGCUAAAGAAGACCGAUUCUAGUGCAGGAGCAGGAGAAGUUCUUCCGAGCCAAGAUAUUAUUUUAAGGCUACUGCGGAUUCAAAAUCUUCAUACCUAUUAGACACGCAGGGCUAUCAAAGGGGCUCCAUGUUAACAUGACAUGAAGCUUGAAGCAUCCUCAACAACGCCAUGAUCCUUGGCUGCUUUUUCAAGUGCAAAAAGAAGUGCUCAAAGAUAUUAUGCUUAUGGCACUCAAGAAAGAUGCGAUGUGGUAGCUCUACUUCUAAUUACGACUCCUCCAAUCGAGAAAUUCAACUCUUUCUUCCGCUACCAGCAGAUGUACGACGAUCUCGCGACGCUGCAGUAUGCUAGCGUCGUCGAUAAGGUGUUCGAAAUACUGACCAAAGGUAAGAGUCGGCUACGAGAUGGUGCCACAAGGGAUGUCUUGUUCGCAGCCUCCGGCGUGCAGCCUCCAACCGCCUCCGAGAAAACUCGGC
This is a messenger RNA of Amoebophrya sp. A25, 930 nucleotides long. NCBI's taxonomy places the organism in Eukaryota, Dinophyceae, Syndiniales, Amoebophryaceae. The record is from the annotation of a GenBank genome assembly.